Fusarium redolens is the source of this 1431-nucleotide messenger RNA. RefSeq lists its product as uncharacterized. The record is from RefSeq and is a predicted model, not a curated record. Gene Ontology annotation, molecular function: DNA-binding transcription factor activity, RNA polymerase II-specific; zinc ion binding. The transcript is spliced from 2 exons. Bases 1 to 1431 code for a protein of 476 amino acids. Gene Ontology annotation, biological process: regulation of DNA-templated transcription. Lineage: Eukaryota; Fungi; Ascomycota; Sordariomycetes; Hypocreales; Nectriaceae.
AUGGUAAAUCGGGGCAGACCCUCCCAGGAUUGUCUUCCUUGUCGCGUGAGGAAACUUCGGUGCGACCUUGUCCCUUCCGGAUGCGGGCAAUGCCGAAGAGCGAGACUCAGAUGCCACGGUUAUCGCAACGCUCAAGAUCUCGUAUUCCGCGACGAGACUCGCGCAACCGGACAAAAAGCGACACUAAGACAAGCAUGCAUGCAAGCAACCAAUCGACCAAUGUCGAUGGAACUCGGUUUGAAUACCCGCGCCGAAUACAUCUUCUUCUCACUCUACGUCUCGAAGUUUUCCACAAUUUUAGAGACUAUUGUACCUUUGUAUCAGCAGGCAUCUAGCUUUGACCACUUGUCAGCAAGCGUCGAAGCAGUAAGCUUGAGUUUUCUGGCAAAUCAAUCUCAUGAUCCAAACGUGAUGUUUUUAUCACGUUCGAGUUACUUAGUUGCGAUACGGAGGGUUCGAGGUGCUCUCAACGCAUUGCCGGCCUCUGACGUAUCGCCGACCUCUAAUGUGGAAAGCCUUCUUCUGUCUAUUAUUCUUCUGGAUAUGUACGAGAAGGUAACUAACCGUAACCCUCAAGCAUCGAGCUCUUGGAUGAGUCAUGCUGAAGGAGGGUUAUCACUGCUUCUCUCGCAUUCGGGCCAACUCAUCUCGAGCCCUAUGGGAUGUCGGCUCAGUGCACGCUUAAUAUCGGCUAUAACGGUCAGCUGUGGUACUACUGUCGUAUCAGUACCCGAAUCGAUCGUGCAGCUCCGUGGGCUCUUGGAUCCGUUUCUUACUGAUAUCAAAUGGAGGUUCACGGGAAUUCUAAGACAGGUAGUGAAUCUCCAAGUUGAUAUACGUCAUCAUGUUAUCGGAGAUUCCAUGAUCGAUUUAGCGGAGAGAGCAUGGUACCUGGACAAGCUCUUGCAGAAUCUUUAUACGACGCUACCACCGUUCUGGAAGAGCAGGAAAACCUUCCUUCUCAGUCCACUCAUUCCCGGCUCCCACUAUAACGUACAUGAGAGUCACUAUAUUACUCAGGUCACCAAUGGUAUCCACGUGAUGCGUUUGAUGGUGAAUAAUAUUAUAUUAAAGCACAUACUUGGCGAAACAUCUUCCAAUAACGUCCUAUGCCGCACACGGGACAUUAUACAAGAAAUAUGUGCCUCAGUGCCUCAAUACAUUCUCUCUACUGCGCGAUUGGAGAAUAGUGUACCCUUCACGCCAUUGCAAAGUCUACAGUGUUAUACUUUACUUGCGCCUCUUCACAUUGCCUACCAGCAAUCAGCCCAAUCUAAUAUUCGAGAUUGGAUCAUACAGGCUCUAAGGUAUAUGUCGGAAACUGGAGGCAUGAAAGCGGCACAGGAAGUGAUGGAAAUAAUCGGGAAUACACCCGACUUGGAUUACUGGAUGGUUUAUGCCACGAUAGGUGGUUAUGCUCUAGCGGCAUAG